AUGCUUUCUCUCUCUAAUGUCACACUGUACCAGUCCUCUAUGGGCGACAACCUCAACACUCCUCUCUCUCUCUCUACAAAACCAAACACUCUCAACAACUCCAAAAUGCACCCGUCACCACCUUCUCUUCCUCCCUCUCUGCCUCGUUCUUCUUCGCACUCUCUCUCUCUUUCUCUUUCUCUCUCCCCACACAGCACACACCAACCAUGGCUUCCACUCCCUCCCUCUCUCUCUCCCAAGCCCUUCUCACACGCCCUACCUCCCUCCCUGCCUCCACGCGCCCCUCCCUCCCCGCUUUCUCCGGCCUCCGCCCAACCUCCUCCACGCGCCUCUCCUUCUCCCUCCCCUCCGCCCAUCGCCGCCGUGCCAACGCCGUCAGAGCCUCCGCACCCGUCGAAACCGUCGAGAAGGCUCCGGCAGACGCCGCCCUGGUCGAAAAAUCAGUUAACACGAUCCGUUUUCUCGCCGUUGACUCCGUCGAAAAGGCGAAUUCGGGUCACCCGGGUCUACCCAUGGGUUGUGCUCCGAUGGGUCACGUGCUCUACGACGAGGUGAUGAGGUAUAACCCGAAAAACCCUAAAUGGUUCAACCGUGAUCGCUUUGUUUUGUCGGCGGGUCAUGGUUGCAUGCUCCAGUACGCGCUGCUUCACCUUGCUGGCUUCGAUAGUGUCAAGGAAGAGGAUUUGAAGGAAUUUCGUCAAUGGGGGAGCAGAACCCCGGGACACCCUGAGAAUUUUGAGACUCCUGGAAUUGAAGUCACAACAGGUCCUCUUGGUCAGGGCAUUGCUAAUGCUGUUGGUUUGGCCCUUGCGGAGAAGCACUUGGCUGCAAGAUUUAACAAGCCUGACAAUGAGAUUGUUGAUCAUUACACGUAUGCUAUAUUGGGUGAUGGUUGUCAAAUGGAGGGAAUUGCAAAUGAAGCAUGCUCGCUUGCUGGCCACUGGGGACUGGGGAAGCUAAUAGCAUUUUACGAUGACAAUCACAUUUCUAUUGAUGGUGACACGGAGAUUGCAUUCACUGAAAAUGUUGAUAGUCGUUUUGAGGGACUUGGGUGGCAUGUUAUUUGGGUAAAGAAUGGGAACACUGGCUAUGAUGAUAUUCGAGCUGCCAUUAAGGAAGCCAAAGCUGUCAAAGACAGGCCCACAUUGAUCAAGGUCACAACAACCAUCGGUUUUGGUUCUCCUAACAAGGCUAACUCCUACAGUGUGCAUGGAAGUGCACUGGGUGCCAAAGAAGUUGAUGCCACAAGGAAGAACCUUGGAUGGCCAUAUGAGCCUUUCCAUGUGCCUGAGGAUGUCAAAAAGCAUUGGAGUCGCCAUAUCCCUGAGGGUGCUGCACUUGAAGCUGAGUGGAAUGCCAAAUUUGCUGAAUAUGAGAAGAAAUACAAGGAGGAAGCUGCAGAAUUGAAGUCUAUUAUUAAUGGUCAAUUGCCUGCUGGCUGGGAGAAAGCACUUCCUGCAUACACUCCAGAGAGCCCAGCCGAUGCCACCAGAAAUCUGUCUCAGCAAAACCUUAAUGCCCUUGUAAAGGUUCUUCCUGGUCUUCUUGGUGGCAGUGCAGAUCUUGCUUCUUCCAACAUGACCUUGCUAAAAUCAUUUGGGGACUUCCAAAAGGAUACUCCAGCAGAGCGCAAUGUUAGAUUUGGGGUUAGAGAACAUGGAAUGGGAGCAAUCUGCAAUGGCAUUGCUCUUCACAGCCCUGGACUGAUUCCCUACUGUGCAACCUUCUUUGUCUUCACUGACUACAUGAGAGCUGCCAUAAGGCUUUCUGCGCUGUCUCAGGCUGGGGUUAUUUAUGUGAUGACCCAUGAUUCUAUAGGACUUGGAGAGGAUGGACCAACCCACCAACCUAUAGAACACCUGGCAAGCUUUCGGGCAAUGCCAAAUAUUUUGAUGCUUCGUCCUGCUGAUGGUAAUGAAACGGCAGGAGCAUACAAAGUUGCCGUGGUUAACAGGAAGAGACCCUCUAUCCUUGCCCUUUCCAGGCAAAAACUGCCCCAGCUUCCUGGAACUUCUAUUGAAGGAGUUGAAAAAGGUGGUUACAUCGUUUCAGACAACUCAACUGGCAACAAACCUGAUGUCAUUUUGAUUGGAACCGGUUCUGAACUGGAAAUUGCUGCCAAAGCUGCUGAGGAUCUAAGAAAGGAAGGGAAGGGUGUUAGAGUUGUUUCCUUUGUGUCUUGGGAACUUUUUGAUGAGCAAUCAGCAGCCUACAAGGAAAGUGUUCUGCCUUCAGGUGUUUCAGCCAGAGUUAGCAUUGAGGCAGGAUCAACAUUUGGGUGGGAGAAAAUUGUUGGACCAAAGGGAAAAGCAAUAGGUAUUGAUCGUUUUGGAGCUAGUGCUCCAGCUGGAAGAAUAUACAAAGAGUUUGGUAUCACUAAGGAAGCUGUUGUUGCUGCAGCCAAAGAGCUUAUCUAGAUGUUUUAGUUUAUGCUCAUGUAGAACUACUGAUUUUUUCUUCUGGUUUUGGUUGAUGUUUACAGAGAGGGGGGCGGGGGGCGUUUCAAGAGUGUAGCCCAUGGCUUGAAUAAGAAAAAGGUUAAAUAUCCUUUGCUUGGCGUUCUAGGUGAAGCAACAUAGAUCAAAGAAUUUUUGGCAACUUGUAAUAACUGUUUGACAAUUGAGUUCUACAUUGCCACGAUUUAAUUCAAUGUUGAUCAUGGUCUUACAUUGUCCUU
Molecule: messenger RNA, 2677 nt
Organism: Abrus precatorius (Indian licorice)
Lineage: Eukaryota; Viridiplantae; Streptophyta; Magnoliopsida; Fabales; Fabaceae
Product: transketolase, chloroplastic
Exons: 7
Coding region: 207-2417 (736 amino acids)
Biological process (GO): pentose-phosphate shunt
Cellular component (GO): cytosol
Molecular function (GO): transketolase activity
Source: RefSeq, a predicted model, not a curated record